Messenger RNA from Saccostrea cuccullata (small rock oyster), 887 nucleotides. RefSeq names its product isochorismatase domain-containing protein 2-like. The transcript has 4 exons. The record is from RefSeq and is a predicted model, not a curated record. Lineage: Eukaryota; Metazoa; Mollusca; Bivalvia; Ostreida; Ostreidae. Gene Ontology annotation, cellular component: cytoplasm. Bases 12 to 626 code for a protein of 204 amino acids.
AUUCUGAAGACAUGGCUGCAGCUGCAAGACGAAUAGGUAAAGUGUCACUGAAGAACACAGCGUUGCUGUUGUGUGACAUGCAGGAGAAGUUCCGUGGAAAUAUAAUGUAUUAUCCACAGAUUAUUGAGGUGGCCAGGAGAAUGCUGGAAGGUGCGAAUGCACUAGACAUGCCGGUGAUUGUCACAGAACAGUAUCCCAAAGGUCUUGGACACACUGUGUCAGAAUUAGAUGUUAGUCAACUGAAGGUUUUUCCUAAAACCCAUUUUUCCAUGUUAAUUCCAGAGGUUGUGGAUCAUAUAAAAACAAUGAAAGAUAUUAACUCUGUGAUGAUUUGUGGUAUUGAAAAUCAUGUGUGUGUGCAGAACACAGUCCUUGACCUUCUAGAAGACAAUUUUGACGUCCAUAUUGUAGCAGAUGCCUGCUCAUCUCGAUCUAUGACAGAUAGGAUGUAUGCCUUUCAAAGAAUGAAGGAUGCAGGGGCAUAUCUAACGACCAGUGAGAGUAUGCUUCUAGCGCUAGUGGGAGGAGCUUCACAUCCGCGAUUUAAACAAAUCCAGAAAAUUAUCAUGACUUCUGCACCAGACACAGGACUGCUUACGACUAUCAAAGGAGAAACUGCUGUGUGAUUUUCAUUAAUGAAAGUAAACUUCAUGAAUCAAUGAACUUCCUAUAAUGACUCAAAUAAGUGCCAAUUUUGUAAUUAUACACAAGUUGCUAUGGAAAAUAUUUUUCCAUGGCAAGAUUAAUUUUAUUUCAAAACAUUAAAAAGAAAUAUUUUGCCUUUCUAAUCUCAUUUAAUUUUGCAUUAAAAUUUGAUUCCUGAAAGUGCUAUUUGUCAGCUUAAUCCUGUUUAAAUUUUCCCAAACUUGGAAUGGUUGUGGACUGGA